CAAAGAGUAUUAGUCUAAUACUAUUUGCUUCCACUCUAUCUAAUACUCUUAUAACCUAAUAACCCUGUAUAACCCGAGCCAGUAUAAAAGUACGACAAGCGAAUACAAGUUAAUGAUAAGACCGUACGAACUUAACAAUAAAUUGUGGUUAGAGUGCAUGAGUAUUUUAAAAGCCGGUAGCUACAAUAAUCGUUAAAAAUGCAAGUGUGCAGGAAUAUCAUGAGGCCCUUACUCUCGCCGCAUACUUUAUUCAAGUCUGCACCAGCAGCUGGUCUGAAAUCUUUUGAGCCUCCAGUUUCGUUUAACGAAGUUGAAUAUCCUGCUCGUCAGAAACUCAAAAUUAUACAUAAAGUACCUCAGUAUCCACCUAGUAUUCGUCCUUACAAAACCCAGAAACGUUUGAGAUUGAUGCGUGGUCCUGAAUUGUUUCAUAAUACUCUUUUACACAAGCAGUAUGGUAUAAUUGCAUUGGCUGGAGGCAGAAUGAAAUAUUGUCAUUUUGAAAUGAUAAGAUUUACAUUAUUGAAAAGGUUUGAUUUUAAGACAGGAUUUGCAAUUUGGCGAGUACCAGAAAUUUGGCAACCAAUUUCUAAGAAGAGUCAAGGAGCGCGCAUGGGAGGCGGUAAAGGUAGCAUCGAUCAUUAUGUCACACCAGUAAAAGCCAACCAAGUCAUCGUAGAAGUUGGAGGACCAUUUGAAUAUUUUGAAGUUCGAAAACUUCUAACAAACAUAGCGAAUAAGCUACCUUUUCGUGCUAUAGCGGUCAGCCAAGAAUUAAUGGAGCGCCAAGUAGAAGAAAAGAAGAAAUUUAAGGAAGAAAAUCAAAAUCCUUUUGAUUGGAAAUACAUCAUUCAAAAUAAUAUAUUUGGUUGCCAUAUGUGGAUAUCGAAAUACGACAGAAUGUGGUACAACGAAUAUUUGUAAAUUUCAUGGCUGUCCAUUGUAAAUAUAUAGAAAUUAAACAAUUAAUUAAGAUGGGAA
This is a messenger RNA of Hylaeus volcanicus, 981 nucleotides long. RefSeq names its product 39S ribosomal protein L16, mitochondrial (gene mRpL16). The transcript is spliced from 7 exons. Gene Ontology annotation, cellular component: mitochondrial large ribosomal subunit; ribosome. Gene Ontology annotation, biological process: mitochondrial translation. Bases 199 to 924 code for a protein of 241 amino acids. The record is from RefSeq and is a predicted model, not a curated record. Gene Ontology annotation, molecular function: structural constituent of ribosome; rRNA binding. Lineage: Eukaryota; Metazoa; Arthropoda; Insecta; Hymenoptera; Colletidae.